AUGCAGGACCUACUAGAUCAGGAGCUGGAACAGAUCGACAAGCUGCCCAAAUUGGGCCUUCAGUGGGUGGAAUACAGUGCCUAUGCGUUGGGGGUUAAUAUAGCGCCGAGGAAGCGCAGCUCCAAGUACUGCAGAUUAACCCGUAUUGUGGUGGUGAUAGUCAACCUGAGCAUCAUCUACAGUCUCGUGGCUUUCAUCAUGGAGAAUUACCACGUUUCCUUUGAGACCUAUGUAGAGGCCGUGCUACUUACCUUUCAACUGAGCGUUGGUGUGGUCAAAAUGUUUCACUUUCAGAGCUUUGUGGAUUCCUGCUCCCAGUUGGUAUACUCCACGGAGGCAGGAGAGGUUUUAAAAUCCCUGGGAAUCUUUGAUUUGGAUUUGCCGAAAAAACAGGAUCUACUAAAGUCAUUACGCCUUAUUUUGCUCAACAACUGGGUGAUUAUUGAUCGGCAGGUGAUGUUCUUUUUCAAGAUCGUCACUAUGCCUGUGCUAUACUACACCUUACGACCCUAUUUUCAAUAUAUCUUUGACUGCUAUAUUGUCAAGGAUACCUGUGAAAUGACUCUAACUUAUCCUGCCAUCGUUCCCUAUGUUCAGCUGGGAAAGUAUCAGUUUCCCUCUUAUGUAAUUCGCUUUUUGUUACAAUCGGGUCCACUUUGGUGCUUUUUUGCUGUCUUUGGUUUCAACAGCCUCUUUGUGGUUCUCACCAGGUAUGAGUCAGGUCUUAUUAAGGUUUUGCGUUUCCUGGUUCAGAAUUCCACCUCGGAUGUGUUGGUUCCUAGGGAUCAGAGAGUUAAAUACCUUCGUUGCUGUGUGAGGUUAUUUUCUCGUAUAAAAAGUCACCAUAACCAAGUGGAAAAUGUCUUCAAGUAUAUCAUCCUGGUUCAGUGCUCUGUCAGUAGCAUAUUGAUCUGCAUGCUGCUCUACAAGAUUAGCACAGUUUUGGAAGUGGGCUGGGUAUGGAUGGGCAUGAUUAUGGUUUACUUUGUGACCAUUACUCUGGAGAUCAGCUUGUACAAUCUCAGUGCCCAAAAGGUGGAAACCCAGAGCGAACUACUUUUCCAAGACUGGUACAAUUGUAAUUGGUAUAAUGAGUCCAAGGAAUUCAAGUUCAUGAUCAAAAUGAUGCUUCUCUUCACCCGCAAAACCUUUGUUCUCAGCGUUGGGGGUUUUACCAAUCUCUCCCACAAAUUCUUGGUUCAGGUAUUUCGGCUGAGCGCCAAUUUCUUUUUGCUGCUGCGAAACAUGAACAACAAAUAG
This is a messenger RNA of Drosophila serrata, 1260 nucleotides long. RefSeq names its product Odorant receptor 67b (gene Or67b). Lineage: Eukaryota; Metazoa; Arthropoda; Insecta; Diptera; Drosophilidae. Gene Ontology annotation, molecular function: olfactory receptor activity; odorant binding. Gene Ontology annotation, cellular component: plasma membrane. The record is from RefSeq and is a predicted model, not a curated record. Gene Ontology annotation, biological process: sensory perception of smell; detection of chemical stimulus involved in sensory perception of smell.